UUACAGUGUAAACGAGAUAAAACACGUCAGGCAGCUAUGUGUAUAUCUCGUUUAUACUGUAAAUAAGAUAAUAUAUCUCGUUUACAGUAUAAACGAGAUAAAAGAAGACAAAUUUGCAGCUGCUAUAAAAGGAUGUGUAACCCUUGGUAUUCUCCACACACAUUUUAUGUCCUUUUUCUGUCUUAUUUUUCUCACGAAAACAAAGCAGCAAUGGCCAAUAACAGUGUAUAUAUGGUUGUUGUGUGUUUAUCCCAAUUGUCGUAUGGGAAAUGGCAACAACGGGUGACAUUUAAGUGUGAGAAUCCAAUAUUGUUGCGUACUUAGCGUGUAAAUACGUUGUCGGAGUUGAAGAGUUUGAUAUUGAGCAAGCUCGGUGGUACAGAAGUGAGGGAGAUUGGAAGGGUGGGAUAUAUGUUGCUGGCACCCAUGGGUAAUGGAGUUUUCCGGUUUCGACUAUUCCGACUUCAAGGGGGAUGAGCAUGUGUGACUGAUGUUCGACAUCCAUGGGAGGAUCAUGGCGGAACAGGUAAUGGAGCUUUCCGCCGAGGUGGAAAAUAGUGGUCGUGGUGGUUCUGUACACUCAACUUAUGUACAGGACGACCGACCUCUUGCACCACCGCCCAUUCAUGUCGCAAUUCCAUUGGAUGAGGCGAAGAAGGGCGAGGAGGAGUCGGACGAAGAUUAUAUGGCAGAUAGUGCAGACAGUGAUUCUUCCGAAGGCGGCGAUGAGGAUGAUUUUGUGCCGGAGAUGCUUGCCCAGACUGUGGCGCGCCAUGUCCUGCCUCCACCUCACCCAAUUCCGACGCUACACACGGUGCCAAGUCACUAUCACAGUUUGGAUCUAGACGCCAUGCAUGAGAGGACUCCAUUUUCUGACACGGGUGAAGAGGAUUACAACUUAGACGGUGGGGUAGAGUUUCGGGUCGGCCACAGGUUCAAAUGCCGAGAGGCAGUGCUGCAGGGUGUGAAGAACUACAGUAUUUGCAGGAGUGCUGAGUACCGGGUGAUCGAAUCGGACCGGUUAAAGUAUCAUGUUCAGUGCCGUCAAGCUAACAAUGGGUGUCUAUGGAGCCUUUGUGUGGCCCUUCGGUAGAACCUCAGAUACUGGGAGGUUCGAAGGGUUGGUGGAGCGCACAGUUGUCUAGCACCCACCAUGUCUCAAGACCAUCGUCAGUUAGACAGUAGUCUCAUCUGCAGGGUCAUAUUGCCGUUGAUACAGUUAGGGGUGUUCGCGGUGCGGUUUGGUUCGGUUUUAAGAGAAAAAGUCAUCCGAUCCGAACACUUAAUUUAUGUGCGGUGCGGUUUGG
This is a messenger RNA of Arachis ipaensis, 1307 nucleotides long. RefSeq lists its product as uncharacterized. The record is from RefSeq and is a predicted model, not a curated record. NCBI's taxonomy places the organism in Eukaryota, Viridiplantae, Streptophyta, Magnoliopsida, Fabales, Fabaceae.